Messenger RNA from Fragaria vesca subsp. vesca, 3080 nucleotides. RefSeq lists its product as uncharacterized. The transcript is spliced from 8 exons. The coding region runs from base 907 to 2874 and encodes 655 amino acids. The record is from RefSeq and is a predicted model, not a curated record. NCBI's taxonomy places the organism in Eukaryota, Viridiplantae, Streptophyta, Magnoliopsida, Rosales, Rosaceae. Gene Ontology annotation, molecular function: phosphoprotein phosphatase activity.
AACUCCAAAACCACAGUUGGAUUUCUAAGCAGCCGCCCAGUACCCAAAGCUCGUAAAUUUCUUUCUCCUCUUAUCAGAAUUAGGGUUUCUGCGGACGACGAUUCAGGCAUAUUCAAGUUCUUACUGUCUAUGUCAUUCGACUCCUGGUAAAGGAAGAGACAAGAUGGCGGUGGAAGAUUUGUGUCUGCUGACUUCUGAAACUUGCACAGUACCGAAUUCUGAGAGUCCUGAACCGGACGUGGAGCUGGGUAGUUUACUGAAAAAGAAGAGAAAGAAGAAGAAGAGGUGUAAACUUGAAAGCAGUGAUAAGAGUUGUGAAAGUCCCUCCCUACAGUCUCAACCUGUGCAACUCUCAGAUCAAGAAGCAUCACAACCACUUAGAGAGAAAAAUAUCACAAUUACCGAUUCAGAAAAUCUUCAGUCAAAUUUGGAGCUGAGUCUUUCCACAAAAAGAAGAAGAAGAAAAAGAAAGGGUAUGAAACCUCUGAGGCAAAUGAUACAAGUUGUGAAAGUCCCUCCCUACAGCCUCAACUUGUACAACUCUCAGAUCAACAAGCACCUCAACCACUUACAGAGAAAGUUGCUACAAUAACAGAUUCAGAGAUUCCUCAAUCAAAUGUGGAGCCGGGUCUUCCUUCAAAAAAGAAGAAGAAGAAGAAGAAAAAGAAUGGGUGUGAAACCUCUAAGACCAAUGAUACAAGCUGUGAAAGUCCCUUCCUACAGCCUCCACUUGUACAACUCUCAGAUCAACAAGCACCUCAACCACUUACAGAGAAAAUUACUACAAUAACAGAUUCAGAGAGUCCCCAAUCAAAUGUGGAGCUGAGUUUUCCACAAAAUAAGAAUAAGAAGAGGAAGAAGAAGAAAGGGUGUAAAACCACUGAGACAAAUAAUCAAGAGGUAGAAAUGUCACAACCCAUUGAGGCCGUACAGCCUCAACUUGUACAUGUGAUAGAUGAAAAGCUAGAAGUUCCACAACCCAUUGAGGAUUUGAGCUUCUCAGUGAAAAGCAAGAAAAGGAGUGGGAAGAAAAGCCAUAAACUCCAUGACUGUAAAAAUGAAGUCUGCGGCGUUCCUGUUAUGGAAAGUAAAAUGCCAGCAGUGGAUCCCUGUAUACAGCCUUGUGUUGAAAUAUCAUUAAAGCAGCUUGUUGCGGAGCCACUUGUGGAGGGAAUCAGUACAGCAACAAACUCCAAAAGUCCCAAUCCCAAUGCAGAUUUCGGCUGCUCACAAGAAACAAAGAAAAAGAAACAGAAGAGAAGCCACAAAACUAACGUGGAUAAAGAGCUAUUAGUGGAAACAAUGAUGGCAGAAGCAGAUCCAUCCUUUAAGCCUUCUCUUGCUAUGGUCUCUGAACAAGAAGCACAGAUUUCACAACCACUUGUGGAGGGAAUGAGCAGAACAGUAAACUCAGAAAAUCUCAGGCCAAAUGCAGAAGAAACAAAGAAGAAAAAGCGAAAGAGAGGGCACAAAACCAGUGACAGUCUAGAGCUAUUAGAGGAAGUGAUGACACCGGAUGCAGAUCCAUCUCUUCAGCCUAUUCUUUCUGAAAAAGAGUUAGAGGUGCCACUACCACUUAAUACUGAUGCAGAACCACUUCUGGAGGGAAUGAGCACAACGAUGAAAUCGGGAAGUCCGAAGCCCAAUGCAGAUAUUAGCUGCUCACAAGAAACGAAGAAGAAAGAUCGAAAGAGAAAGCGCAAAACCAGUGAAAGUAAAGAGAUAUCAGUGGAAAUACUGACGCCAGAAGCAGAUCCUUCUCUUCAGCCUUCACCGGCAAUACAAGAGGUAGAAGUAUCACCACUUCAUACUGAUGCACAAUCACUUGUGGAAGGAGUGAGCACAAAAACCUCAGAGACCCCCAAGCCCAGUGCAGCAUUUGGUUGCUCACAAGAAAAGAAGAAAAAAAAUUCAAAAAGAAAACACAGAACGAAUGAGAAUAAGGAGUUAUUGGUGGAAGUAACGAUGCCAGACACGUAUCCAUCUCUUCAGUCUCCGGUCUCAGUAUUCUCUGAACAAAAGGCAGAGGUGGCACUACCGCUUAAUAAUGGUACAGAGUUGAAAGAAACCAAGAUUGACGAAGUUCCUUCCUUGUCACAUUUGUCUCCAAUAGCUGAUUCUGAAGUAGUUGCUAUCGGAAGAGAGGGCAAUCUCUUGCAGAUGUCAAACUCAUCACCUGAAAGAUCUCUUCUCAACUGUUCUCAGAAAAAGCUUCUCAUUCUCGAUAUUAAUGGGCUGCUUGCUGAUAUUGUCCAGAUGGAAGUUUCUAUCCCCAGCAGUUUUAAACCAGACAAAAUAAUAUCUCGGAAAGCAGUUUUUAAGAGGCCAUUUUGCGAUGAUUUUCUACAGUUCUGCUUUGACAGAUUUAAUGUAGGUGUUUGGUCUUCAAGAACCAAGAGAAAUGUGGACAUUUUUAUAGACUUUCUUUUGGGGGACUCCAAACACAAAUUACUCUUUUGCUGGAACCAAUGGCACUGCACUUCUACCAGGUUCAAGACGGAGGAGAACAAGAAUAAGCCCCUCGUGUUGAAAGAGCUUAGAAAAUUGUGGGAGAAGCUUGUGCCUGGUCUUCCCUGGGCGAAAGGAGAGUACAAUGAAUCCAACACAUUAUUAUUGGAUGAUUCUCCAUAUAAGGCUUUGCGCAAUCCGGUGAAUACCGCCAUAUUCCCCACUUCAUAUCAGUUCAGGAACAGACAAGAUUCUUCAUUAGGACCUGGAGGCGAUAUCCGUUCUUACUUGGAAGGGUUGGCUAUGGCUGAGAAUGUCCAAAAAUAUGUGGAACAGAAUCCAUAUGGUCAGCAACCCAUAACAGAAUCAAAUCCUUCUUGGAACUUCUAUAGGAGAGUUAUAGAGGAUGUAAAACCCUUGAGAUGACUUUGGCCUUUUUCAUGCCUUGAACCCAUCGAUGGUUUGCAGGUCCAUUCCAUAUGUAAGUUUUCACAUUAACAUGUAUUGUUGUGACCUAUUAUUUUUUGUUGUCCCAGUUUUGCUUAAAUGAGAUGUACCAGGCAUAUUGCUUGUAGAAUGUUAGGCUAGAUCAGAAAUUUGAUUCCUAGUUCUUUAGUAAACCUGCGCUCACC